ACGUGAACCGGCAAGGACAUACGCACCGCGCCAUCGCCCAGUGCGCCUCGAUGUUGAAGUUGCUGUCAAGUAGUGAACUUAUUGAAUCGAAGGCAAGUCAAAUUGUCCUGCUGCAGACAGGUGAGACCUUGAUAUCCCUUAUCACCACCCAGCGUCCAUAUGUGAAAGGCAUGACGUUCGAUCCACGGUAUCUGUGCUUUGAGUUCUCGUGGGACAUGGUCUUGCGCGAGGGUCAGUACAAGCUCAUCGACGAGUUCAUGGAGAAGAUGAACAGGGAUGUGGUCCCAGAACACGGCGAGUACAUGCUCGACAAGACACCGGAAGACGACGAGGGCUACGAGAAGCUUGAUGCAGAUCAGGGCCCCCUUCGAGAGGGAUUCUAUCGCAAGGCUCCGGCGCUAGUGAAGCAAUUGAUCAUGGGUGCGGGUAAGACGACUGUCGUUAGCCCAAUGUUGUGCCUCAUGCUCGCAGAUGGGAAGAAACUGGUAACUCAAGUGAUGCCGCCGAAUUUGCUCGAAUUUUCGCGUGGUACUUUGCGGAAGUUCUUCUCGUCUAUCGUGUACAAGCGAGUCAUGACCUUCUCCUGCGAACGAAGCUCUGAGGCGGAUUUCUCCUUGCUCAAGCGAAUAUCCGAUGCGAGGCGCAGCGGCUCCAUUCUUGUGAGCACCCCGGCGUCCGUGAAGUCAUUGAUUCUCAAGUUCGUCGAAGAUCUGUCAUUGAUUCCCUCCUACAAAGAGACAGGGGGCAGCAAGAACAAAGAGUCGGCGAAGCAUCUCGAAGUUCAGGUGACGGUGUGGGCGAAGAUGUUGCGAAUCUUGCGGGAGGGUGUUGUUAUGAUGGACGAAGUUGACAUGGUCCUCCAUCCACUUAAGAGCGAGUUGAAUUAUCCAACGGGGAAGAAACUGCGCUUGGACUUUUCAGAGUCACCUGAGAGCAUACGGUUCAGAUUCCCCAUUCACAUGUUCGAUGCAUUCUAUUUCGCCGACCUGAUGCGUAAAGCAGAAGUCUUACCAGAUGGAAGCAAAAUCAGACCUGCACACUUCCCGAAGGAUCUUUGGGAAGAUGAGGUUGCCAAGGGCGUGUUUGAGGAAUUGAACACCAAACUGGAAGAGGGGUUGGCCAGUAAGUCCCUCAUGCAGGUACCCCACGUCGUGUUGUUGAAGGAGGAGUUCUACUACGAAAGGCUGCUCGACAUCCUUGAGAGAUGGGCGUGGCACUUCAUCACGCAGGUGCAGCCGUCCAUGAACAAUGGAAAUGCUUGCGGCACGGUGCGGAUUUUGUCGUUACAUCACACGACAUCCGAGAUCACGGAUGAGACCGUCUGGGACAGAGUGCGACAAAAAAGAGGUCGAAGCGAAGGUGAUGCAGAGCACCUCAAAUUUUGAAAUGCGGAUUCUCAAUCUUGCCUCGGACUGGUUGGCAGUGUAUCUUCCCCACUGCCUGAAGAAGAUCGACCGCGUGACGUUUGGCUUGAUGAGCGAGGCUGAUUACAAGAAGGCUAUGCAGCUGCAGCCUAACAUGUCACAGUCCCGGAAGUUUUUGGCGAUUCCCUUUGUAGGAAAAGACGUUCCUUCACCGUCCUCUGAGUUUGCACAUCCCGACGUGGUGUUGGGCCUCACCAUCUUAGCGUACCGUUUCGAAGGAUUACGAAUUUCAGAUUUCACAUCAAUCAUGGAACGGCUCAUCUCGUAUGUUAAGAUCGAGCAUGGCCCUCCACGCGAGCGCCCAUCAGCUAAGCGAUUCCAGCAGUGGGUCGAGGAGUCAGGCGGAGUCGUUGCAACUGUGACGGUUGAGACCGAGCGCGAAGAAAAUGCAACCCGCGUCUUGGAGUUGCAGUACACUGAGUUGUCCAACACGGGACAAAUCCAGCAGCUGUACGAAUUGAUGAAAAGGUGUGCGUCUUUGAUAACGUGGUACGUUCUGGAGCUCAUUUUCCCGACGCACAUGGAGUUUAAAAUCACGAAAAUAUGCGCAUCCGGCCAAGACUUAGGGGGGGAAUUGCUAUUCCGUCGUCGCAUCGGCUUCUCUGGAACGCCUAAUGAGAUGCUACCUUUGGAGAUGGGCAAAUGCUCAUUCCAGAAAGGGGAUGACGGCAUGAUUCUUCAUACGCUAACAAAUCCGAACAUCUGCGACGUACAUUUCGUGCAGCACAAUUGUGGACAUCCAAGUUGUUCCAACUGGACUGUUGAUAGUUUGCUCUUUGAUGUGGCAUGUGCAGAUGCGAAUGCACUCAUCGACACUGGAGCGCUUAUCACUGGUAAGUCAAACAGUGACGUUGCGAGGUAUCUGUUGGAGAAGUGGCACUUCGGUGGGAACAGGGAAGGCUUGCUAGGUGAUACAACAAGACAUCCGAAAAAUGCCGUCGUAUUUUUGGACGAAGAAGAUCGGAAAAUGGUGUUGGUUCGCAACUCCCGCGUGGCGGUGAAAGAAGCAGAUUGUGGAAUUCAGUUGUCGGAGCGGUUCGCUUUCUACGACCAGGUGCAUACCACUGGCAUGGACAUCAAGCACAAGCCAGAUGCACGCGCCAUCAUCACGCUGGGUAAGGACAUGACCUUCCGAGAUUUUGCCCAGGGCGCUUACAGGAUGCGGGGGAUCGGGAAGGGCCAGCGUCUGAGCGUCUGGGUAAUCCCGGAGGUCCAGCAGCUCAUCACAGAUCAGCUCUCAAAGGCGGGCAUGGAGGUGGAUUGGGACACGUCCAAGCCUUCGCCUGAGGAGGCCACAAGACGGCUGCUGGGCUACAUCGCAGCGUGGUUGGUGGUGAACUCGAUGCGCAGCGAGAAAAUGCAGUUCCAAAUGCUCCAGAUACAGAACGCAGAGAACCUAUGGCGGAGGCGCGCUUUUCAAUUCUUGCUCAGCGAGGCCGAGCACGGUUUCGAAAACGGUCACGCCGUAGACGAUCCUGUCAUCCAGCGCCCAGUGAAAGUUUUCGAUCAGCAUUUGCACCUCGAUGUGGAGAGCAAGGUCCCGAAGCGCGUGUCAAUUGCUGACUCCAUCAUUGACAGAAGAAAGGCGGUACGGCAAGUGCUUCUCGGUGUUGUCGUGUACGCGGACUCGGUGGCGCAGCUGGAGGCCCUGAGGCCGGUAUGUGAGCUGAAGCUGGCCGAGCGCUUCGUCAAGGAAGAGUUCGUCGCGCAGGGCGUGCAGCUCCAGGGCAUGAGGCUGCUCACCAUCGACGACUACCCUGCCACCGUCGCCAGGCUCGAUAAGGUCCGAAAGGCGAAGCAUGGGCGAGACGAUUUACUCGACAUGCCAGUGAAGCUCAAGCUGCAGAUGGCUCAUGCGGACCACCCCAGCACUGAAGAGGCGCUCAAGCUGAUGAAGGGCUCGACGUUCCGGGCCAUACUGCACGUCUUGAACAAGGAGUCCCCGGUGGAGGACGAAGCCGACGGGGAUCUGGACGGCGAGCAAGAGCAGGAGCAGGAACAGGAACAGGAGCAGGAGCAAGAGCAAGAGCAGCAACAAGAACUCGAAAUCGAGCAGUUCUUGAAUCAGGCGUACCGGCGUGAGCACGAAGAUCCCAUCCCUUGGGUAUUUGACGAUCAUAUGCGGCCACCGGCAGGCAGAAUGAAAGAUCUGGAUACAUUUGACGAGUUCUUAAAGCAGGCCCCUCGGUCAUCAGUCUUUUAUCAGGCGCAGCACUUCCGCCUGUGGAAGCACAAGCCCUUGGCGUUUCCAGACUAUCUGCUGCUUUCGAGGAACUACUUCAACAGGGACUGGUCGGGACCUCGGCGCCUGAAGAACGUGUGCUGCGUCCUGGACUGGAUCCCGAAGCUGCAGUGGCUCGGCGACCAGCACAAGGACCUCCCCGACGAGCUGAAGGCGCUGGACGCCGACCUCUGCGAGAAGCGCAUCGAGAAGAUGCGGGCGGCCUUCCAGCGCUUCUGGAGGCUGGCGUCCGGCGGCGGAGACGGGGCGCGCAUCAGCGGGGAGCUGGCUCGGGAGGUGCUGGACGAGGCGUUCUGCGACAGGCUCGGGGACCAGCUCCUGCUGGCCGAGCUGGAGAGGCACGGCGGCGGCGGCCCGAGUUCGCUGGGGGCGCUGGGGGCGCUGCUCGGGGGCGCCUUCGCCAGCGCGCCGGCCGAGGAGGCCAGCCUGGACUCCAAGAGCAUCGACGGCGACGGGCUCUGGUCGCUCCUCUGCGACAGGCGCUACAGGAAGAAGCAGGGCGGGCGGUUCUUCGUUGUGGUGUCCCUGGGGGAGGCCGCUACCGUUCGCCGCAUAUUGCACGCGCGGAGGGGUAAGGCCGUCGUCAGCGGACAGAGCGUGGCCGUGUCUCUUCAGUGCGCGGACACCGGUCUUCAGCUGGCGUACGGAAUGUCUCCCAAGCCUUCCAUGGUGGGCUCUCAGGCGAUCGAUUCUUUUCCAAGCGGCCAUCCCUACCAGAGGACGCUGGCGAGCCAGUGCUACAAGCUGAUGGACUGCGCCACUCAGUAUUCCUCGAGCGAGCUGUCGCUCCUCGUGCAGGCGAUGCAGCUGAACACCCCGCUCGAGCGUUGCAAGUGGUUUGAGUACAUGUCCAUGUGCAAGCGGCGGAACAACAGCAAGUGGGGUGAGCGCCCGAUUUCGCAGCUUUUCGAGUUCGACACGGAGUUCGACAUACUGUACCAGCGCAGUCUCUCUCUGACAUGGCGCAGGGAGCUGCUGCACCGGUUCGGAUCGAAGUCGUCGAUGUCAGAGAAUUUCGCAUUGCUGGACACCGAUUGCAACAACAGCCUCGACAUCAAGGAGGUCAUCAAGGCCCUGCGGGACCUCAAGCUUCCCCACACCACGGAGGACGUCGCGACCUACUUCCGAGCGCUGGACGCGAACGGAGACCACCGCGUCGUCUUCGCCGAGUUCUCGCAGUUCCUGCAGCGGUCCACCGCGUCGCUCUCCAGGCUCCGGGCCCUGCACGGCGCGUCGGGCGCGCAGGGCGCCGGCCGCGCGGGCGGCGCGCCGGCCACGCCGGGGCCCUCGGGCGGGCUCCUGCGGGCCCUCCUCCCGUGGGCGCCCUGGGGGCGCGCGGCGGCGGGCGAGGCGCCGGGGGCGCCCGACGCGCCCGACUCGGACGCGGAGGAGGGCGCGCCGGAGAUGGAGGAGGAGGCGCAGAUCCAGACCCAGGCGGAGUCGCUGUUCUACCUCUACCGCCUCACGGGGGACGAGAAUGCCGCUGCGCUCUGCUCUUCGGACUCGGAGUGCUGGUUCGACCCCUUCGCGCCAGUAUGCAGCGCAGGCGGGAGGCGGUGCGUCGCGUCGGCCGCGUUUCGAACGGCGGCGGGGGGGUGCUCGGCGCGCCAGCCGGUGGCGGGGCGCGGCCCACGGGUCGUCGAGCGCACGGCGGGGCACGCGGCGGGCUGCCUGGGGGCGUGCCUCGCCUCGCCGCGGUGUGGAGCCGUCGAGGCCACCUUCAACCGGACCCGCCGGGACUUCGACUGCACGCUCCUUGGCGAGGCCGAGGUGGACGACGCCCGCCGCGACCGCGCGCGGUUCGCGGUCUGCCACAUGCGGGUCCUCGGGUCUCCCAUGGACCACAGGCUGCCGGGCUACCUGGACGAGUACUGGUUCCUGGCCGCCGUGGUCGCGGUGUGCGCCGCGCUGCUGCUCUCGUGCGCGGUGGCCAUCUGCUGCUGCCUCCGCGCCCGAGGCCAGAGGCCCCAGCAGAAGCGGGGGCGGGCGCGGCAGUUUGAGCGCCCCCUGGGCCAGAUCCUGGCCGACCGCCAGCACAACCCGACGGGGUCCUUCAUGGUGCCCGACCCGCUGGGCGCGCAGGGGCUCGAGCCCUCGCCCGCGGCCCGACGGACCCGCACGGAUGCGCGCGACCAUGCCCGGACGUGCCCCUGGGACGGGCACGACCCUGACGGCCCCGUGCUCGAGGACCGCCCUUCCGUCCGGCGCAUCCGCUGCAACCACGUGCCGCAGGCGGAGGUGGAGUCCCUGAACGCGUUCGUCCGCGAGUGGCUGGACCGGGGACGGGCCCCGCGCUACGUCGUUGCGUUCAUAAACCCGCGCUCCGGGGACCAGAGCGCAGAGUUCAUGGAGCGGGAGUUUAACCGCUUGCUGGCCGGCCCGGGGCGCGAGCUGGAGCACGUCGGCAUCGGCACGGCCUGCCGCCUUGGCACUGGCAGCGUGGGCCAGGCGCUGUGGCAGGUCGCGGAGCUGCAGCGUCUGCGGGCGGAGGCGAGGGAGCGGAAGAUCCACCUGCUGGUCUGCGGCGGGGACGGCACGGUGACAUGGGUCCUCUCCGAGAUAGAGCGGUUCAUGCGGGAGCAUCCCGAGGCGCUGCAGCAGCAGCCGCCCAUCGGCAUCGUGCCCAUGGGCACGGGCAACGACCUUGCCCGCUCGCUGGGCUGGGGCUCCAAGUUCCGCGACGCGGCGCACGUUGCGAGGUACGUGCACAAUGCCCUGGAGGGCACGGUGGUGGAGCUCGACCAGUGGAAGGUGACGCUGAGACCGAAGUCGCUGCUGCCGCCCGCCCUGCAGCGGGUGCACGAGCACGGGCUGGACCACGUGGCUUACUUCCAAAACUACUUCUCGGUCGGCAUGGACGCGCAGAUCACGCACGGCGUGGACCUCGCGCGCCGUGACUCCUGCGGCAGGUGCUGCUUCCGCUCCGGUCUGGGCAAGUGCUGCUACCUGUUGCACGCCCCCUGCAGGUGCUGCUGCUGCGCGCCCCCGCCGCUUGGCGCGGACCUCCAGGUCCGCUACGCCCCUGCCAGCUCACCCGACGGGCCGGCGACGAUGGAGCCGAUGGUGCUGGAGGGCGAGGUGCGCCAGUUCACCAUGACGAACAUUAACUCCUACGGCGCUGGCCGGGUGCUGUUUUCGAGCGAGGAUCUCGCAAGAGUGCGGCCUGACGACGGGUUGUUGGAGGUGUUCACCGUCCCUGGUCCGCUAGCGCUCGGGCUGCUCAACACCGUCAGGUCCACGAAGUUCAUCCAGGCGCGCAGGGUUGAGCUGACGCUCGGCAGUGGGCAGUUCUUCCAGCUGGACGGUGAGCCGUUCUUCGUCGGCGCGGAGUGCCACGUGGCCGUGGAGCACCACCGGAAGCUGCGGCUGCUGUGCCCGCCGCGGCAGGGCCGCCACGCCGCCGGCGGGGAGUGGCGCGGCCGGCAGAGGCGCGAGUUCUGGCGGGGGCCCGCACCGGCGCCGCCGGCGGGCGGACUCGCGGGGGAGGCGCCGGUGUGA
This is a messenger RNA of Prorocentrum cordatum, 7164 nucleotides long. NCBI's taxonomy places the organism in Eukaryota, Dinophyceae, Prorocentrales, Prorocentraceae. The record is from the annotation of a GenBank genome assembly.